Molecule: messenger RNA, 243 nt
Organism: Peronospora matthiolae
Lineage: Eukaryota; Oomycota; Peronosporomycetes; Peronosporales; Peronosporaceae
Source: the annotation of a GenBank genome assembly
AUGGUGCAGAUGACAUCCAGAAGCAGCAGUAGCACCAGUAGACGUUGUAGCAGUCAUUGCACCUGCGACAGCAGUAAUGACAGUCCCAGUCCAGACAGCACCCAGCGGAUCCCAUUCGGACAACUCUACCGUUCCAAGCGUGUUUUAACUUCCACGUUUGGCGAGAACGAGGAAAAGAUGACGACAGUGUUUGCCGAGCUCCGCCACAUGCGCCCAAAGCUUAAACUGGGCUUGCUGGAGUAG